Molecule: messenger RNA, 5628 nt
Organism: Ylistrum balloti
Lineage: Eukaryota; Metazoa; Mollusca; Bivalvia; Pectinida; Pectinidae
Product: nidogen-1-like
Exons: 26
Coding region: 151-3951 (1266 amino acids)
Biological process (GO): cell-matrix adhesion
Molecular function (GO): calcium ion binding
Source: RefSeq, a predicted model, not a curated record
ACUGUACGUUUGUAGGUAAGGGGGGAGUCCGCGAGCAACUAAGCUGAUUACCACUAAUAACCGCUAUUUAUAGAAUCGAGCCAGCACUUCACUCAUGGAUUAACGCAGAGACCCACGCUGUUGGAACUUUGGAACAUUUAAAACCAGACAAUGGAGUUCGGGAAUAUAUUUCUAAAUUUGAUGUUGAUGCUUCUGUGUAAUUUUGGAUGUGUAACAAAAGCUGUGCCCAUAAAACUUUUAUUUCCAUUCGGUGAACAACGCGGAGAUAAUUUACUGGACGCCGGGGAUGAUAUUAGUUCGGACGAAAUACCUCUUACUGUGCCGAUUGUGUUCUACGACAAAACAUACUUCAGCGUAUAUGUAAACAACAAUGGACAUUUAUCAUUUGAAUCCGAGCUGCCAGUAUAUCAGGCAAACUUUGUACUGCCAAGUCGGUUUAAGUUGAUAGCAGCAUUCCUGGCAGACAUAGACACAACAUUCGCUGGAUCAGUGUAUUACAGAGAAUCUACAGAGACAGCAUUACUGGAAAAGGCAGCUCAAGAUAUCCAGGCUCAGUUUGAUGGUUUUGAAACAUACAUCCCUCGCUCCCUUUUUAUAGUUACAUGGGACAAUGUCGGCUUCUAUAGGACCAAUGACACUAUGUUAAACACUUUCCAAAUUGUGAUUGCUACUGAUGGUGAGAGUUCCUUUGCUUGUUUUUACUAUUUGGAUGAUGGGAUAAACUGGAUUCAGAGUUCUGGGAAACUGUUCCCCACACGGAGUGAUCCUCCUGCUCAGGCAGGAUUUGACUCUGGGGAAGGACGUGUCCAUACCAAACUACCCUACUCAGGCACAGAGGAAGUAACAAGACUAGCUCAAGAAUCAAAUGUCGGUGUAGCAGGAGUGUGGAUGUACAAGAUUGGUAACACACUAGGAGAAGAUAUCCGUGGACCAGAAGAGGAUGAUGGUGAUGUGGUAAUCUUUGAUCCAGAUACAGCUUCCCAGAUCUGCCAAAGGGAGGGUACCCAUCCGCAGUGUCAUAGCAGUGCCCGCUGUCUUGACUUUGCUUUUGGUAUCUGUUGUGCUUGUAUUCCACCCAGUUAUGGCAAUGGACGUAACUGUCUUACAUUUGAGGCACCCCAGCGACUAAAUGGCAAGGUGUAUGGAACCCUAAAUGGUGUCUCUAUUGACAACCUGGACAUGCAUGCCUAUGUAGUGACAUCUGACGGCCGUGCCUACACUGCAAUCAGUCAAGUUUCACCAGAGCUGGGAACCCUCAUGCUCACACUGAACACCAUCGGUGGAAUAAUUGGCUGGAUGUUUGCCCUCCCCAACGGUCCCCUGGCUCGCAAUGGAUUUAUGAUCACAGGUGGAGAAUUUAACAGAACAGCAGUCAUCUCCUACCAGAGUGGAGAGGUAGUCACACUACGUCAGAGGUUCUUUGGUCAAGAUACCCUGGACCAAACUGGACUUGAAACACAAAUCAGCGGUGUUGUCCCAGAGGUGGUUAAUGGUGGCAAAGUGACUGUCGGGGACUACAAGGAGGAGUAUGUACAUGCUGGCCGUGGUGUAAUCACCUCCUACUCAACACGGACCUAUCUCGUGGAUGGUGUAUCGUACCAGUACACAUGGAAUCAGACUAUCAUGUUUAACGAAUGUAUCUAUGACCCUGAACCACAGCGAGACACCAUGAGGCUCAGCAGCAAGCGUAACCGAGUCAUCUAUGACAACCUCAAUGAAAUUCUGCGAUAUGCUAUGACAAACCAGAUAGCUGCACUAACAGAUUCUGAUCCAUGCCGAGAUGCUGCAGAGGUUUGUGGGCAGUACUCAGAGUGUACCCCUGAUGGAUCAUCCUUUAUCUGUUCUUGUCUAUCUGGAUUCCAAGAUGAUGGAGGAUCAUGUCAAGAUAUUAAUGAGUGCAUUGUAUACAAUGAUCUCUGUGAUGCGAAUGCUCGCUGUUACAAUGUACCUGGGAGUUUCCAAUGUCAGUGCUUACCUGGUUACCGUGGAGAUGGACGAACCUGUACACGUGAAGUCCAGCGAUGUGGAGAUGAUAUUUGUCAUGAGAACGGCCGCUGUGUGUACAACAGUGAUUUAGGCAAGCCAAUGUGUGAGUGUCGUCAGGGGUUCCGUGGGGAUGGAGUCAACUACUGUUCAGCUGAAUUCAACUGUAAUGAAGUAGAUGUGUGUCAUCAGGACGCUGAGUGUGUUUACAAUGAUCAGGAGGACAAGUAUAUCUGUGAAUGUAAUGAAGGAUACAGCGGUGAUGGCACAGUGUGUGAACGGUAUGGAAUAGAUUCUGAUUGCAGUCUGUGUAGUGACGAUGCACAGUGUUUGUUUGACCCUAGCCGACUGGUACGGUAUUGUCAAUGUAACCAGGGAUACUCUGGAGACGGCCAGACCUGUACGCCGAUCACUGUACCAGACCAGUGUGCGGACUGCCACCAGAAUGCCCGAUGUGUGUAUGACGAUGUGGCUCGUCAGUACACCUGUCAGUGUUCCCCUGGUUACUCAGGUGAUGGUUUUUAUUGUGCUCCGUUGGAUUGCCGUACCCAGCAGAACUGUCACAUGUAUGCAGACUGUGUUAACGAUACAAUCUUUGGAGGAUUUAGAUGUCUGUGUAGAUAUGGUUACACAGGUGAUGGAAUUGUAUGCCAACCAGACGACUGUAGUGUGACAAGGAAUUGUGAUUAUAAUGCCCAGUGUGUUCCUGAUCCACGUGUUGAUAAUCGCUACGUGUGUCGUUGUAAUCCUGGAUAUGAUGGUGACGGCCUGAUGUGCAGACAGAGAGUGACUCCCUGCAAUCAGGUGUUUAACUGUGGUGAGAAUGCUGAGUGUGUUUACAGUCCAGAUGAGAUGUCCUACAGGUGUCGCUGCUCCUCUGGUUAUGAAGGCAACGGCCAAAUAUGCAGACCACGAGGAAACAACUGUAGGAGGGACCCCCGCAUCUGUGAUCCAAAUGCUGCCUGUGUUCUCAAUGUUGACACCUUCAUUUGUGUAUGUAAUGAAAACUUCCGGGGAGAUGGACUUCGCUGUAUUGCAAUGGAUGAUGACAACAAUUACUUACUCUUCUCCCGUGGCUACUCCAUACACCAGAUGCCCUAUAUGCCUAAUGAGGAUGAUAAGGGGAAAAGAGUCCUCUAUAUUCCAGGUCAGCUAGCCAUAGGAAUUGACUCAGACUGUGAGGAUAGAACCAUGUACUGGACAGACAUCAGUAAUGGACAAAUACAUCGUGCUAACCUGGAUGGAACAGAAUCAACCCCUGUUAUAACAGAUUUGAGCUCACCAGAGGGCGUGGCAGUAGACUGGCUGUCAAGAAACCUGUAUUGGACAGAUUCUGGACUGGAUGUUAUCUCUGCCUCCAGACUAGAUGGGACCUACAAAAAGGCUGUCAUCCAGGGAAACCUAGUAAACCCAAGGGCCAUUGUCCUUGACCCAUCUAAAGGAAUGAUGUACUGGGCAGACUGGGACCGGGCCGGAGCUAAGAUUGAAAUGGCCUAUAUGGAUGGUGAAGACAGGAAGGUUUUGGUGGAGUCAGAUCUUGGCUUACCUAAUGGUCUAACCAUAGACUUCCACACACAACAGGUCUGCUGGGGAGAUGCAGGUGUAAGAAAGAUAGAAUGUAUACGUUCAGAUGGUGUAGGAAGAAAGACCCUUGUAGAUAAUGCUGCUUAUCCAUUUGAUCUGGCACUGGUCAGUAACAACAUUUACUGGUCAGACUGGACAGUUCCUGGUGUACUGAAGGUUAGUCAUAGUGGAGGAGAGGUGGGUGAUCCACUUGAUCUACCCGUCGGAGGGAACGGGAAGCUGUAUGGUAUUACAGCUGUCAGAGCCACAUGUCCACGAGCCAUUAAUGCCUGUGCCAGAGACAAUGGUGGCUGUAAAUACUUAUGUCUGCCAACACCAAAUGGAGGACGAACCUGUGGUUGUCCAGACGAUGUUGAUCCUGCAGACUGUAAUCUUGUGGCUUGAAACAACAUGUAGAAGAAAAAUGAAGUGGAGGGCCAGGAGUGUGAGAUGAGGGGACUGGUUCUACACUCCUGUACAGCAGAAGUUGAGAGAGAAGGGAGGAUGGAACCCUUGUCAAGGACAUAUACAAAAUUCUGUUAUGCUUCUGAAUAUUUCCUUUAUUUUAUAUCAUAAUUGCCUUACCAUAUCUUCAUAUUUUAAAUUUGUUCAACAACAACUAACAAAACAUACUUAUGUACAAAUGCAUCAGAAAAUUGAAAUAAGCAUUUAUUUUUUAAAGAAUUUGUUUAUGAUUUAAACAAAACGCAAGUUUAAUCCCGCUAGUGUUUUUAAAAAACCACCAUAUUUUAUAUUGAGCUUGAUGUAUAGUGUUGCUUCUUUUUUAUGCUUUAUUUAAUCAUAAAAAAGGCACUAUUGUGCUGAUUUCCUUCCUGAUCAAAAUAUCAUUUCAUGUCCACCAGUGUGUCUCCAUAUAAAAACCUGUUACUUUCUAGCAAAUUAAUGUGUCCAGAUUAUCUCUCUCCUCAGAUCUGUAAUCAGAAGGUUCAUGGAGACAAGUGUAGGACAGGUCCUGCCCAGUUGAUGUUACUGUAUCAUUAUAGAUAUUUUUGUAAGUUUGUAGUCGUGUUUACUAAAGUGCAUUGUACAUGAUGUAUAAACCCACUGCUGUGCCAUUAAUAGGUUAGCCAGUUUUAGUCUAUAUUUUUAUGUAGAUUGUUGGUUUGGAAAUCAAUAGUCAAGUUAUACCGGUAAUUUAGUAGGAGUAAUGAUAAACUAAGAGGCAUUUGUUUUACUUACUUUUUUUUACAUGUGCAAUGUGAAUUAGUAAAGUUUUUUUUUUAUAUUUUAGAGAUAUUUGAUGUUGUGUGUAUAUUUAUGGGUAAGUCAGUUGAAAUUGUAAUGAUGAUUAAUUUGAUUCAGCAUCUGUAGUCAGUGAUGUUGUUCUCUACCCCAAUGUUGCCUGUCAAACGGUGUUGUGAUUAUGUAAAUACUACAACUUGUAGACUUUAUCAGAAAAGAUUCCAUGUUUGAUGCCAAGAUGAUUUUGGAAUUUGUUUCAUUUUACUUUGGCAGACAAUAAAAAAAAAAAUAGAAUUAGAACCAAAUGUUAUUUUCCUGUACAAAAUGAAAUGAUUUUCCUACCAACAAGGAAAUAGGUGUCCCACAUUCUAGUGAUGGUGCUGUGUUCAAAUGUAUUAUUCCUUGAGCUUAAUCAUGUCACAUUUUCACAUUUUUAAAUUUUCACAUUUUUACCAGUUUAAAAUUGAUAUCAAGAUGACGGUAUGGAAAACAAAAAUGAAACAUGGAAUAUUGAUUAAAACCUUGUGCCAUUGUUUAGCUUAAGCAUUAUUUUUACAUGCCCUUUGAAGUAAUAUUUUGAGUGUUGAAACUGACCAGUAUUAUAUGGAUGAAAACAUUUACUACUCUUGUAAAAAUGAUUGUUUAAUUCGUUUCUAGAAUGUUGAUGUCUUUUACUACUUGCUCUCAAAAUUGCUCAAGUCAACCAUCAAGUGCAUUUAAAGAGUUUAUUUCCUGAAAACAUUUUAUCUCCCAGAAUUUUUUAUAUUAAAUUCACAAUUUAAGACGCUGCUAUAAAGCAGUUCUGAUCCUUUGAUUGAAACUAUGAUGUGCAUCAUGUUUCUAGGUAUUUCAUAUUUGGAUAAUAAACAUUAGACAAGA